Anolis carolinensis (green anole) is the source of this 2835-nucleotide messenger RNA. It is a transcript of the gene crot, whose product is annotated as carnitine O-octanoyltransferase. The record is from RefSeq and is a predicted model, not a curated record. Gene Ontology annotation, molecular function: carnitine O-octanoyltransferase activity. Lineage: Eukaryota; Metazoa; Chordata; Lepidosauria; Squamata; Anolidae. Gene Ontology annotation, cellular component: peroxisome. The transcript has 17 exons. The coding region runs from base 144 to 1982 and encodes 612 amino acids.
CUGAAAGAAGGAGGAGGAGGAGGAAGAACGGCCUCCGCCUUCCCAGUUUGUUUUCCCAUCUUUGCUUACCGUCGCGCUUGUUGUGGCUGGGCCUGAGGAAGGAAGGAAGGAGCCAGGCCCGGGCGGGCUAUGAGAUCACCAUUAUGGAAAACCAAGUGACUGACCAUUCUGAAGAGCGCACAUUUCAAUACCAGAGUUCUCUUCCUUCCUUGCCAGUUCCUGCUCUUGAUGAAUCAUUACAGAAAUACCUCGAUUCAGUGAGACCUUUCCUAAAGGAGGAAGAAUUUCAACGGACUCAGGACAUAGUAAAAAGAUUUGAAAAUGGAAUUGGAAAGGAACUGCAUCAAAAAUUACUUGAAAGAGCAAAAGUGAAGCGGAAUUGGCUUGAGGAAUGGUGGCUCAAUGUAGCCUAUCUCGAAGCCCGCUUACCAACACAAAUCUAUUAUAAUUUUGGAGGGCCAGGUCCUUACCUUGAACACUUCUGGCCAAUGAAAGAAGGGACUCAGAUAGAAAGAGGCUCCAUAACUGUGUGGAUUUCUUUGAAAUUCUGGGAACUACUGAGAACAGAAAAGUUGCGUGUCCACAAAUCAAAUAAUACGCCUCUGGAUAUGAAUCAGUUCCGAAUGCUGUUUUGCACUUGUAAGAUUCCAGGAAUUGUGCAAGAUUCAAUUGCCAAUUAUUUCAGGACAGAGAGUGAAGGUGAAUGCCCAUCUCAUUUGGUAGUGCUGUGCCGAGGUCGAAUUUUUGCAUUUGAUGGGGUACAUGAUGGCCAUAUAUUAACCCCACCAGAGAUUUGUAGGCAGCUUUACUACAUCCAAGAGAGAUGUCACAAUGAACCCAAGGGACCUGGACUGGCUGCAUUAACCUCUGAGGAAAGAACCCCAUGGGCAAAGACACGUGAAUAUCUUAUCAACCUAGAUCCAAAGAAUUUGCUCCAUUUGGAAAAAAUACAGAGCAGCUUAUUUGUGAUCUCCUUAGAUGAAGCAAGUCCCCAAGCCACUCCUGAAGAUUAUUCAGAGGUCACCAAGUUGUCACUAACAGGCGAUCCAACAUUACGUUGGGGAGACAAAUCCUAUAACAAGAUUAUGUUUUCGAAUGGAUUAUUUGGCUCAAAUUGUGAUCACUCUCCUUUUGAUGCCAUGGUUUUGGUUGUCUUCUGUUCUUUCAUUGAUUCCAAAAUCAUCGAAUUAGAGGGAAAAUGGAAGGGAUCAGAAAGAGUGCGGGAUAUCCCUUGGCCAGAGGAGCUUUUGUUCAGUUUGGAUCAGAAAGUGCUAAAAGACGUUGCUCAUGCUAAGGAGCAGUAUGAAAAGAAGACAUCUGAUGUAGAAUUGGUGAAUUAUGCUUUUACUUCCUUUGGCAAAGCUCUGAUCAAGAAACAGAAGCUUCACCCUGAUAUAUUCGUUCAGCUUGCUCUUCAGUUGGCUUAUUACAGACAUCAUGGACACCCAGGUUGCUGCUAUGAAACUGCUACAACCAGACGCUAUUACCAUGGCCGCACAGAAACUAUGCGGCCCUGCACCAUAGAAGCACUUGAAUGGUGUAAAUCCAUGCUCGAUCCAGCCUUUACUCUCGGCCAACGAAAGCACCUUAUGCUGAAGGCCUUUGCAAAGCACCAUAAACUGAUGAAAGAGUGUGAAAAUGGAAAAGGAUUUGACCGUCACCUCUUAGGUCUUCUGCUUCUCUCCAAAGAGCACAGCCUUCCUAUGCCUGAAAUCUUCCUGGAUCCUGCUUUCAGUAGAAGUGGAGGAGGUGGAAACUUUGUUCUUUCCACUAGCCUGGUAGGCUACACAAGAGUUGGGGGAGCUGUUGUUCCAAUGGUACACCAUGGUUAUGGCUUUUUCUACAGAAUUAGAGAUGACAGAAUUGUUGUGGCCUGCUCUGCUUGGAAAUCAUGCCCAGAGACAGAUGCAAAAAAUCUGUGUAAGAUUCUGUUCCAGUCUUUUGAGGACAUUAUCAAAGUAAUGACCGCAGCCCAGCUAUAAAGAAGAUACUGAUACUAUAGUGCCUUCAUCCCAGUGUGCAUUACCAUGUCUACUGAACACAUGAGGAAUGAAACUGUAAGCCAACAAGAGUGUCUUAACUUGAUGAAACACUUUCUGAUAGCAUUAACUAAGCAGAAAUAAUGGAAACCUUUAAAAAGUGAGAUUUACUGCAAUAACAAUGCAAUUUUCCUUGAAUAAGUUUGCAGCAACAAUGCAAAACACAAAAAAUAUAAAACUCUUUGUAGAAACUAUGCAAUGUUAAACUAAGCCUCAGCAAUGCAAGCCUGAUUGAAUCAAUAGGAAUUUUAUACACUUAUUUUACACUAACUUGUUUUCAUAAUUUUCCUAGUGAUGAGAUGCAAAAUUAAGAUAUCAUAUUAAUUUGUAUCAGUGCUACAUAUAAAGCAGCCAUUGCAGAGAAUAAUGGGUUUUGGUUCCUUUUUAGAUAGGAGUCUAUCAUGGUUUCUUUUUAACUUGUCACUUCUAAAGUUACUCUAAUACUUGAGAUUAUUGCUUUAUGUAUGUCAUAGCUGCUAUUCUGUUUUACAUAAUGUGAUUGUUGUUAAUUCAACAGCUCUAUUAACAAGCUUUUCAAGAUAAAAGGAGAAAAUGCCAUGAGUUGAGAAACAUGUUCUAGAUUUUAUUUUUUACAUUCCGAACAAAGAACAGAAACUGAAAUCAUACUUGACAUUAUUUUGGUGAUUUAGAAGCUAUGUUUGAUAUGGUUCCCUCAAGUGUAUAACUUAACAAUAUUCUCAGGACUUCAGAUUUUCUUCACAUGUGGGGCAAGGGGAGGAUUUUGUUUCUCAGUUGUGUAAUUUCUUUUCUCUAAAAUAAAGCCACCUCAAACACC